AAAGUAAUAUGUAUCGAUAGUGGAAUCGCAAGUGCCGCACCACUAGGUCGAAAGCGAGAUAGAAACAGAGAAUCAGAAAAACACAGCGCACACAAUUAAAAUAAGGUGCCUAAUGUUUGGAUGUUUGGCCCCCAAUUAGUCGGACGUUUAAGCGAUAAGAAAUAAGAGAGAAAAUAGCCGCUAAAAAGAAUAGCAAUACCUUGGCCGAAGAAAGCACAACGAAAGAACAAGAAUCAAGGAGAGAGAGAGAGAGAGAAGCCAACAACAAAACCCAUCAAAUUUGGUAAACCCCUAUUCAAAAAAUUCCCAAUCCAUGAUCAGCGGAGAGCAGCAAUUUACCUCCAAGCCAGUACUAUGGUAAUAUCACUCGGUACGAUGGGCCUCGUGCCCCUGCCACAUCGAAAAAUCGCCAUGCAUCCAAGAUUGUAAAUAAAAAUAUUUAUUAAAUUCCCCCCUCAAGAAAAUGCACAAGAAACUUGAGAUAAGAGCCUGAUAAAAACAAAAAAAAAAAUUAAAAGAAAUAAAAGAAGUAAAAGAGAGGGGGAAGGAAGGAUAGAAGGAGGAGGAGCACCCCACCCCCACCCACCGCCAUACAAAUGAGGGUGCAACAGGUUGACCACCUAACAACAACAACAACAAAGAGAUAAAAUAAUAAUAAAAAAAAAACGAAAAUAAAAAAAGCAACAAACUAACCGCACGAAAAAUAGAAAAAAAAAACAACAAACAGAAACCACCAAACCACAAGAGCAACAACAACAACACACACACACACAGCCACCGAAAGAGACAGAUACUAUAUAGAGAGCGAGAGGGCAUCACUAUAAAUAAAAAUAAAAAAUAAAAGAAACAAAACCUAGAAAACAAAAUGUUACAAAACUCGAACGCCGCUGCCGCAGCGCAGGCAGCAGCACAGGCAGCCACAGCGGUGGCGACACCCGCCGCAGCAGCAGCAGCCGCAGCAGCGGCGGCAGCAGCAUCGGCCGCAUCAGCCGCCUCAGCGGCAGCAGCCGUGGCGGCGUCCACCGUCCAGCCAAAGUUGAUCGUCAUCCGGCGGCGGCCCAACCAGGGAUUCGGCUUCACGCUGCGCCACUUCAUCGCCUAUCCGCCGGAAGAUGACGCCAGCGGAGCAACGGCGACAGCGACGUCGGGCAGCUGGGGACAGGACGCCUCCAGUUUGGCCGGCAGCGGUGGCAGCGUCGGCAGCAGCAGCGUCGGCGUCGGCGUCUCCGGUUUGGAGCCAACAUCGCCGACGUCGCUGUUGCCAUACCAAGUGAAAGCGAUGGAGACCAUUUUCAUCAAAGAGGUGCAGGCGAACGGACCGGCCCACUUCGCCAACCUGCAGACGGGUGACCGCGUGCUGAUGGUCAACAACCAGCCGAUCGCUGGCAUCGCCUACAGCACCAUCGUUUCGAUGAUCAAGCAGACGCCGGCGGUCCUAACGCUGCACGUGGUGCCCAAGGAGUGCGAUGUCCUGCAGAUGCACUAUACAAGCAUUGCACACACCCCGGAGUCAAACCGUCUGACCAUGUCGACGCACUCCCCCUCCCUGAUGGCCAACGGCUCCCACAAGAGCGCACUACCAGUUGCAGCACCGCAUCACCAUCUGCAUCAGCAGCAGCAGCAACAACAGUUGAUCUCAUAUCCCGCUGUCAAGGCAGUGGCAACAACAUCGCCGGCUGGAUCACCGCACUCCUCCUCCAAUCCGAACCAUCCCAAUUCCUCGCACUAUGCCACCUCCCUUUACGGAGGCAGUCGCUCCGGGAGUAUUACAAGUACGGCUAGUGGUGGGGGAGGAGGAGGUGGUGGUGUGGCCAGCCUGAGUCAUCAAUACCAGCAGCAACUGCAACUCCAGCAGCAGCAGCAGCAGCAGCAACAUCACCACCACCACCACCAGCAGCAGCAACAUCGUCAUCCGGCGCUUAGUGGCGGCAGCAGCAGCAUAGAUUUUGGAGACAUGGCUCAUGGACUGCGACAGCAGAAGCAGCAGCUACAACAGCAACAACAACAGCAACAACAACAGCAACAUUUCUACCAGCAACAGAUACAACAACAACAACAACAACAACAACAGCAGCAGCAGCAACAGCAACAGCAACAACAUCAUCAUCAGCUGCUAGCCACCGGCGGCAACAACAGCAGCAGCAGCAGCAGCUUUAUGCGGUAAGUCCACAAACUAAAUUUGCUCACCUGGUCUGAAAAGGCAAUUGACGUCACAGGCGGCCAGAUUACAACAGGUUUUUGGCCAAUAAAAAUGGUGAAAAGAGAGGGGAGGUAGAGGAAAAAGAGGAGGGGUAAAGAAAAGCUGAAAAUAGCUGAUAAA
Messenger RNA from Drosophila ananassae, 2320 nucleotides. Its product is annotated as mastermind-like protein 2. The transcript is spliced from 5 exons. Gene Ontology annotation, molecular function: protein binding. The record is from RefSeq and is a predicted model, not a curated record. Bases 866 to 2164 code for a protein of 432 amino acids. Lineage: Eukaryota; Metazoa; Arthropoda; Insecta; Diptera; Drosophilidae.